AAGGCUCCCGCCAAGGGGAACGGGGGAGUGGAGUUCACCAUGCGAGCCCGCAAGAGGAAAGCUGAUGUGGCCACGUUCUUACAUGAUCCUGAUGAAGAACUUGCUAAAAUGGAGAUGACUAGGAAGAGGCAAUAUGAAAACCAGCCAGCCUGGAACAAUGUUUACAAAAAUGCCUAUAUGCUAAUUCCUACUCCUGAUAAAGAUGAUGAUCCAGUUGGUGUUGAUUACUCCCACUUUAUGCAUCUAAGUGCUCCAACUAGACCUUCACCAUUACCAGUUCUGGGCUGGGCGAACAGAGAUGACGUAUGGAAAAACAUGAUAAAGAAAGAUGAGAUGUAUGUGAGGGAUAAAUUUUACAUGCAAAGGCACCCUCUCCUGCAACCUAGAAUGAGAACAGUCCUUCUAGACUGGCUGAUGGAGGUUUGCGAAGUCUACAAGCUUCAUCGGGAAACUUUUUAUUUAGCACAAGAUUUCUUCGAUCGGUUUAUGGCGACCCAACAGAACGUUCCAAAAGCAGUAUUGCAGCUUAUUGGUGUCUCUUCUUUAUUCAUAGCAGCAAAGAUUGAGGAAAUUUAUCCACCAAAGUUGCACCAGUUUGCCUAUGUUACAGAUGGAGCUUGCACAGAAAAUGAAAUCAUCAGUAUGGAAAUGAUCAUUAUGAAGGCUCUUAACUGGAACUUGAAUCCGCUGACACCUGUGUCGUGGCUAAACACCUACCUGCAAGUUGUGUAUUUAAAUGUGCAGUAUGAGGUAUUGCUGACACAAUAUCCACAGCAGAUAUUUGUUCAAAUAGCAGAGCUCUUGGAUCUCUGUGUGCUGGAUAUUGGCUGCUUGGAAUAUACAUACGGAGUGCUUGCAGCUUCUGCUUUGUAUCAUUUCUCCUCAUUUGAGCUGAUGCAGAAGGUUUCAGGUUAUGAAUGGUGCCAGAUAGAGGGAUGUGUGAAAUGGAUGGUUCCAUUUGCCAUGGCUAUAAGGGAAGUAGGAAGCUCCAAACUUAAACACUUUAGAGGUAUAGCUCCUGAAGACUUUCACAAUAUACAGACACACAUCAAAAGCUUGGAUUUGCUGGACAAAGCUCAAGCAAAACAAGCCAUGUUGGCUGAGCAAAGUAGGACUUCACCUUUCCCCACCGGUGUCCUUACACCACCACAAAGUAGCAAGAAACAGUCUUCUGGACAGCAGCCCAUGUGACUAGAGAAACUGUUGACAGUUUUGCUGAAGUGCCUGUUCUGCUGGUUUUAACUCCUGCUCCUUUAUGGAAAUGCUGCCAGUGAAGUUUAUAAGCUUUUAUGGAAUCUGAAAAAGAAACCUUAUUUUUUUUGUUUUAUGACAGAAGAAUUUUUUUUUCUCUAUUUGAAAUAUUUUUAUUGAAAGUUAAAAUAUUUUUAAGUAAUGGGUCAAGUACGCCAGCCACCUAAAAGAACACCGAAGAGUGCUCCCAAUGCUGCUAUGGCGGGUGGUGCUUGAUGUGACCAACUGUUCAGAAAAAGGGCUUGACGUUUAGCUUGGUUCCUGUCUCUUGGAUAAUAACAGUACAGCCAUGCUCUUCCCUCUUGACCAAUGGGCAAGAAGUGCU
Eurypyga helias (sunbittern) is the source of this 1576-nucleotide messenger RNA. RefSeq names its product cyclin E1 (gene CCNE1). The record is from RefSeq and is a predicted model, not a curated record. Gene Ontology annotation, molecular function: cyclin-dependent protein serine/threonine kinase regulator activity. NCBI's taxonomy places the organism in Eukaryota, Metazoa, Chordata, Aves, Eurypygiformes, Eurypygidae. Gene Ontology annotation, cellular component: centrosome; cyclin E1-CDK2 complex; nucleus. The transcript has 10 exons. Bases 40 to 1191 code for a protein of 383 amino acids. Gene Ontology annotation, biological process: regulation of cyclin-dependent protein serine/threonine kinase activity; G1/S transition of mitotic cell cycle.